AUGUGGCUCAAGGGCCUGGUGCUCUCCCGAACUGGAUGGGUGAGCAGCUCAGAACGGAGGAAGGAGAAGUCCCGGGAUGCUGCGAGGUGCCGCCGCAGCAAGGAGACGGAAGUCUUCUACGAACUGGCACAUGAACUGCCACUGCCCCACAGCGUGAGCUCACACCUGGACAAGGCCUCCAUCAUGCGCCUGGCCAUCAGCUUCCUGAGGACACACAAGCUCUUGUCCUCAGUUUGCUCUGAAAACGAAUCUGAAGCCGAGGCUGACCAACAGAUGGACAACCUGUACCUAAAGGCCUUAGAGGGCUUCCUGGCCGUGGUGACCCAGGAUGGAGACAUGAUCUUCCUGUCAGAAAACAUCAGCAAGUUCAUGGGGCUCACACAGGUGGAGCUCACAGGCCACAGCAUCUUCGACUUCACUCACCCCUGUGACCAUGAGGAGAUCCGGGAGAACCUGAGUCUCAAACAUGGUUCCAGCUUCGGGAAGAAGAUCAAAGACAUGUCCCCGGAGCGGGACUUCUUCAUGAGGAUGAAGUGCACGGUCACCAACAGGGGCCGCACGGUCAACCUCAAGUCAGCUACCUGGAAGGUACUGCACUGCACGGGCCAGGUCAAGGUGUACAGCAGCUGCGCCCCGCACAGCGGCCUGUGCGGGUACAAGGAGCCUCUGUCCUGCCUCAUUGUCAUGUGCGAGCCCAUCCAGCACCCAUCCCACAUGGACAUCCCGCUGGACAGCAAGACCUUCCUCAGCCGCCACAGCAUGGACAUGAAGUUCACCUACUGCGAUGACAGAAUCACGGAGCUGGUUGGUUACCACCCUGAGGAGCUUCUUGGGCGCUCAGCCUAUGAAUUUUACCACGCUCUGGACUCAGAGAACAUGACCAAGAGCCAUCAGAAUUUGUGCACCAAGGGCCAGGUGGUGAGCGGCCAGUACCGCAUGCUGGCGAAGCACGGGGGCUACGUGUGGUUAGAGACGCAGGGCACAGUCAUCUAUAACCCACGCAACCUGCAGCCGCAGUGCGUCAUGUGUGUCAACUAUGUGCUGAGUGAGAUCGAGAAAAACGACGUGGUGUUCUCCAUGGACCAGACCGAGUCUUUGUUCAAGCCCCACCUGGUGUCCAUGAGCAGCAUCUUCGACAGCAGCGACGCCGACAUGGCCGGAGUGAACAAGAGCAACUUCCUAUUCACCAAGCUCAAGGAGGAGCCCGAGGAGCUGGCGCAGCUGGCACCCACGGCGGGCGACACCAUCAUCUCUCUGGAUUUCGGAAACCAGAACUUUGAGGAGUCCUCAGCCUAUGGCAAGGCUGUCCUGCCCCCAGCACAGCCAUGGACUGCCGAGCUGAGGGCCCACAGUGCCCAGAGUGAAGCUGGGAGCCUCCCUGCCUUCACCAUACCGCAGACCGCUGCCCAGGGCAACAGCACCCCGAGUGCAGCCAGCAGCAGCAGCUGCUCCACACCCAGCAGUCCCGGAGACUAUUACACAGCUUUGGAUAAUGACCUGAAGAUUGAGGUGAUCGAGAAGCUCUUUGCCAUGGACACAGAGGCCAAGGACCCGUGUAGCACACAGACCGACUUCAACGAGCUGGACCUAGAGACACUGGCACCCUACAUCCCCAUGGAUGGCGAGGACUUCCAACUCAGCCCCAUUUGCCCUGAGGACAAACUCUUGCCGGAGACCCCGCAGCCCACCCCUCAGAACUGCUUCAGCACCAUGACAAACAUCUUCCAGCCCCUGGCCUCAGGCGCCGGCCCCAGCCAGUUUCUGCUGGACAAGUACCAGCAGCUGGAAAGCAAGAAGACAGAGCCCGAGCACCAUCCCAUGUCCUCCAUCUUUUUCGACUCAGGGAGCAAAGUGUCCCUGCCACCGUGCUACGGCCAGGCCAGCACCCCCUUGUCUUCCAUGGGGGGCAGAUCCAAUACGCAGUGGCCUCCUGACCCGCCAUUACAUUUCAGGCCCACCAAGUGGGCCAUUGGCGAUCAGCACGUGGAGUCCUUGGGGACUGCAUGCUCGGGGCCCCCCAUUGCCUCACCCCACCUCUCCAUGUUCAAGAAGAGGUCCUCCAAGGGCUUCGGGCCGCAGGGCCCCGACGUGCUAAGCCCGGCCGUGCUGGCCUUGACCCACAAGCUGAGGCGGAAGCGGCAGCUGGACCAUGAGGAGCACAUCUACCCAGACCUGGGCGGGGCGGACCCUCCAGGUCAUGGUGCGGCCUCUCACUUGAUGUGGAAGAGAAUGAGGGGCCUGGGGGGCCCUUUGGUGCCUGAGAAACCGCUGAGCGUCGGCACCACCGCCACUGAUGAAUUCAACCAGAACACCCUGAGGGGCCUUGGCCAACCCCUCAGACACCUGCCCCCGCCACAGCCUCCAUCUGCAGCCCUGAGCCCUGGAGGGGGCACCAAGACCGGGUUCUCCCCACAGUGCUAUGCACCCCCUUACCAGGACUACAGCCUGCCAGGGACACACAAGGCAUCAGGGUUGGCAAGUCGGCUGCUCGCGGCCUCAGUCGAGCCUUACCUGCUGCCCGAAUUGACCAGAUAUGACUGUGAGGUGAACGUACCCGUGCCAGGCAGCUCCACGCUUCUGCAGGGAGGAGACCUCCUCAGAGCCCUGGACCAGGCCACCUGAGCCAGGGCCCCCCCACAGGCCCCUUGCACGCUGCACCACCAGCUUCUCUGCAUCUGUUCUUGCAACUAGGUUUCCUAACACCAGCCCAUUUCUCAGACGUACUUACCUGGCCAGCCUGCCACCUGCCACGGAGCGGCCUGUCUGGAGACAUAUUCACUUAUUCAUGCACAUUUCCAAAUACACAGUGGCUUAACCCAUUACAUCUGGCUCGUUCAUUAACCGAUGUAUUUCAAGUUUAUAAGAAUUUUACCCCUUUCUCCCCAGUGCCCCUUACUUCUAAUUUAUAUUAUGCAAAGGAGUCCCCCCCUCCCCACACACACACACACAAAAUAUGUGUAACUCAUUUGGUGUCUAUCAGUCCUGAUAGGAAAAGAUUUGGCUCAAUUUUAUAAAAACUUUUCUCUUGUCCUUGGAGAAGCCAAACUGAAGCUGGUUUUUUCCACAUUGUCCUUAGAACUCUUUGCAGUUCCUUUUUGAGAAAACAAUUCACCAUACUGUAAACAUACAUCUUUUCCUCUGCUCAAGCUCCCUCUGCUCCAAUUCUGGUGGGACUUUUAGAAAAAGGAAUGUUGCAGGUCGAGCCCCAGCGGGUGUGUGAUUUUUCUAUGUAAGCUGCUGUGAGGUGUUUCCUAAACUUUUGGUGCCUUCCCCACCCCCUUCUUCCCACCACCCCUGUGCUCCUUCACCCAUGGAUUUUAUUUUUUACUCUUCUUCAAAACAUACUUAAAAAAAAAAAAGAA
Suncus etruscus (white-toothed pygmy shrew) is the source of this 3362-nucleotide messenger RNA. RefSeq names its product endothelial PAS domain protein 1 (gene EPAS1). Bases 1 to 2622 code for a protein of 873 amino acids. The record is from RefSeq and is a predicted model, not a curated record. NCBI's taxonomy places the organism in Eukaryota, Metazoa, Chordata, Mammalia, Eulipotyphla, Soricidae. The transcript has 16 exons. Gene Ontology annotation, cellular component: cytoplasm; nucleus; transcription regulator complex. Gene Ontology annotation, biological process: regulation of transcription by RNA polymerase II; cellular response to hypoxia. Gene Ontology annotation, molecular function: RNA polymerase II transcription regulatory region sequence-specific DNA binding; protein dimerization activity; DNA-binding transcription factor activity, RNA polymerase II-specific.